Messenger RNA from Daphnia magna, 2138 nucleotides. RefSeq lists its product as uncharacterized. NCBI's taxonomy places the organism in Eukaryota, Metazoa, Arthropoda, Branchiopoda, Diplostraca, Daphniidae. Gene Ontology annotation, cellular component: cytosol; lysosome; late endosome. Gene Ontology annotation, biological process: endosomal transport. The record is from RefSeq and is a predicted model, not a curated record. The coding region runs from base 207 to 1541 and encodes 444 amino acids. The transcript is spliced from 5 exons.
CUCAUGAGCAUGACUGAUUGUGAUGACUCUGUCAGUAGUCAGUAUACUGGCUCUUGGUAUUGGCUGUCACUGUCAGUCCUGUCACUCUGAAUGUCUGAAAUAAGUGACAAGCUCUGUAGUUUAACGUAUGGCAACAAAGCCUUUGUUGAUGAAGUUACGAACACCUGAAAACGUAACGUCUGGGACGAAGACCUUUAUAGUCCGUCAUGAGCCUUAGGUGCUUGUUCGUGGUUUCUAUAACGGAAUCAAAGCUUCUUUUCUACAGAAUAUUCCCGACUGUCGAAAAACGUUGGAAAAAUGAACACCCAAACUUCGCCAACCUAUGCCUUCCCAAUGACCAAGAAUUAUUGGAUCCAUUAUUAAACGAACUUGGAAUCCUGAAUCCCAACAUAUUUCAGAUCACCAGGGACUCUUGUCAGAAAAAGCUUCAGGCACCUCUUUUUUGGAUUCCAUUUAGUUUUAACCCCCAAAUCUUUUGGCCAGUUAUAGUUGUUGAGUGCCACCAAAAUCGCUUAUUAUGUGGUGUUCCAUAUUUGGAUCAAAAUCUUCAACCAUCUGGAAAUCAACAAUCAAUGUGUGUUGCAAGGUCAUGUGAUGUUGUAAUAGUUUUGGAAUUGCUUUCCAAGCUUGUUCAUCUCAUUCAGCUCCCACCCAGUAAAAUGGCUGACCAACUAAAUAGAACCAUCCAACAAUGGCUUCCUUUUGGGAGGGCCAGCGGUUACCAACAGCUAGAACUGCGAAGCCUUCCUCCGGCCUCACAAAAAACGAUGUGGCUAAGGUCGAGGCCGAAAAUUGAACUGCAAAUAAAAGAAGAAGUUCGAAUGAUAGCGUCAAAUCUAUCAGUUAAAGCAGACGCGUAUGGAACUAUUUACCUGACGGUAGAUCCAGAUGCCGAGUGCAAUAAUAACAUCAAACUAGAAUUGGGCUUUAGCAAGCUGCCUGGAAUACCAUCAGCGCUCUUUCAUCCAAGUGCUCUUGCCCAGUGGGAAAAAGCUGUUUGUCACAUAAACAUCCAGCAACUUCAAGAGAAAACCUUUCCUCUUUGCCAUUAUAGCUUUCCGUUAGAAAUGCCACCUAUUCAACCUGUGCUGAAAAUCCGAAUAGGGGAGCUAGGUAAAGUUUCUAUUUUCAUUCAGCUACACCUUGGUGCCACCACGAGAAAUACGCUGAAUCGGUUGGAGGUCCGUUUACCUAUGCCAACCGGUAAUCGUAUUGCUCGAAUCCUAACGGCUACCAGCCUUGGCUUGGUAUCAUUGAUUAAAGAUGGUACUCAGCUUUUAUGGAAUCUUGGUGCUUUCGCCUCAUCUUCGUCAAAUGCAAAGUUGAAGGACGACUUGACCUUAAAUGUCGACGUCGUUAUGGAGAAACUUGAAGCGUCGCUUGUGAAUACCCAUGCUCUUAUAAUGUUCACGUCAGUAGUCUCCGUCUCAGGAGCACAUCUAUCUUUGCUACAACCAACGGAAUUCAAAUUAGUAUCAACAUCAGAGCUGAAGAGCUCCACCUACCGCGUAUGGAAUCAAGACGCAGAAGAAAUCGUUUAAAAUUUUUAAUCAGUUCAUCUGGGCCCCCUUGUCCUCCUCAUGCAAGGUAAUUUUUUGUAUUUCUUUACGGUUGGUCGAUAAUAAUAAUAGUAAUAGCAUUAUUGGUAUUUAUUCUCUGCCUUUCAUAUUGCUGUGGUAUAAUGUUAUAUACCAACAUCAAAUGUUGUAUUAUGGUUAAGGUUCUUGCUUAGAAAAUGACGCUUAUGGCAUUGCUCAUCAAAUUUUGUCUACAAUAAUAAAGUGAGAGUCAUUUAUUAUAGUUAUGACCACAGAGCAACACAUUCAAAGAUAUGCCCUACUUCAGCAUGAGUUGGUGGUUGUUUUUCAUCUAACCACAAUCAUUAUAACGAACAAAACAGGUAUCAAUUGAAAAUUUACUGGAAUCCUUUCAUUCCUGUUCCAAUUCUUCGAUAUGGCUUCCAAUAUGAAAUUAUAUAUUCAACACUUAAAUGAGCAAGCAGUAAGUUGCUUAAACACUUGUAUCCAGGCGUGGUCUCUUCUUUGCUGAGCCUCCUUCUUCAACUUCAUUGGCACUUUCUCGUUUCUUAUUCUGAAACAUUAUAAGAUACAGAGGUUUAAUACAUCAAAUUAUCCUGA